Messenger RNA from Neltuma alba, 441 nucleotides. RefSeq lists its product as uncharacterized. Gene Ontology annotation, molecular function: zinc ion binding; nucleic acid binding. The transcript has 2 exons. The record is from RefSeq and is a predicted model, not a curated record. NCBI's taxonomy places the organism in Eukaryota, Viridiplantae, Streptophyta, Magnoliopsida, Fabales, Fabaceae. The coding region runs from base 1 to 441 and encodes 146 amino acids.
AUGUACAACAGCAAAGAAGCCAUGAGGAAUUGGACCAGUGGUAUGGGACCUAAUAUAGAGGAAAAGUUGAUAGAUCAUGUGGCCAGAUCAGAAAGAAUGGAUGUGCAAGAUUAUGGAAUGAACAAUUUCAGGGUCAGAUGGGGAAACCUAGAUGUGCGGGUAAAUCUUGUGUUACGUGAAUGUACCUGCAAAGGUUGGCAAAUGUCAGGACUACCUUGCCCACAUGCAUGUGCUGCAAUCAAGAAGGUAUAUGAUUCCCUUCGAUAUGAAGAUUACUCGUCCACCAUCUUCCUACAACCACCAUUGACAACUCGUCGUGCUGGAAGACCCAGAGUUAGGAGGAUUGAAUCACAAUUCCAGCAGAAGAAGCUGUAUCAUUGCUCAAGAUGUGGUAAAGCCGGUCACACUAGAAAGACUUGCAGUAACCUGAACCCUGGGUGA